Messenger RNA from Photinus pyralis (common eastern firefly), 2713 nucleotides. It is a transcript of the gene srl, whose product is annotated as nucleolar protein dao-5. Bases 215 to 2494 code for a protein of 759 amino acids. Gene Ontology annotation, cellular component: nucleus. Gene Ontology annotation, biological process: positive regulation of transcription by RNA polymerase II. Gene Ontology annotation, molecular function: transcription factor binding; RNA binding. NCBI's taxonomy places the organism in Eukaryota, Metazoa, Arthropoda, Insecta, Coleoptera, Lampyridae. The transcript has 9 exons. The record is from RefSeq and is a predicted model, not a curated record.
UGUUGGUAGUAGUUGGUGGAAAAAUUAAGUGAACGGCGAAGUUGAUCCACAUGUGAGUGAAUCACUUCAAUAUUUAUUAAAUAAACCGUUUAUUAUCCUCAAACGGGGCAUUUUCUUUAUUAAGCCAAAAGUGAAACAUCGUAAUUAGUUAAAUAAUAAGCUCCGCUUGAAAAUGAUGCAUUUAUAAUCAAACCAAGUUUUCAUUACACAAAUUAUGGAUACUGAUUCGUUGAGCUUCGGAUACGAAGAACAUUUUCCGUCCUAUGAGUCUUCAGAUUUUUUGGAUGGUGAUGAUGAAACCCAGAAUGAGGACGGCUCUCAUUACUGGGAUUGGGAAGCCGAACAAGAGUUGAAUGGUGACAUAGCUUUAAUUCCGAUGUCGAGCGAUCUUAGUACAAAUUAUCUUUCCACCUCUCCUCCGGUGCGCGAGGACAUUCAAAAGAUAAUGACAGAAUGGCAAGAGUUAAUGAACGAAGUUUCAGAAUUGGAGGCAUUUACCACCGAUAUGUCUUUAACCGAUGACAUAAAAGGUGAUAUUAUUCCCACAAGCAAACCGAGUAGUCACAUUUCUCGUUUGCCCGGUAAAAAAAUAGAUACAACUGCGCAAUGCUAUAUUCUAAAUGAUUCGGCGGAUCUCGUCAAAUCUGAGCCGGAAGAGGAAGAUUCCGAAAACGAUUUUAUCGACGUUGACACCGUUCCUGAUCAAACAACUCCUAUUCUGCAAGCCGGAGACUUGAACAGUCUGCUAGAACAGUUCGAGGCGACCGAAUGCUUUCAGCCGGAAACUGUCCUAGAUGAGGUGGUGCCGGAACCUGCGGCGAAGGCGGAGGUCGCCGUCAAGGUUGAACCUGCUACGAAGGUUGAGCCCGAUCUGAAGGUUGAACCUAGCGGCGAUGCUCAAGACGAAAAUAAACAAAUUUUGAAUGCGCUUCCUCGCGAAUUGAUUAUGAAAAUUAACGCAUCUAGCAAGCGCAGAGUUGUUCCGGUAAUUGAUGCCAUACCGAACAAGAAACGAUCUAGAAAAACGCAGGAGGUUACGUCCUCCUCCAGUCCGCCUGAUGUUCCUAAAAUUGUUAAAACAGAAUCGGUAUGCUUGGAUCACGACUACUGCAGUCAACCUACCCCGUACCCGAAGCACCCGCAUAAGGAUUCCGGUUUUGAAUCCGCCGAAGAGGAGGAGCAAAGAAAUAUUUUGAAAAAACAACCCACAGUCAAAGGUGCAGAUGGAAAGUUGAUGGUUUCCCUAUUGAAAAUCAAUACAAUACGUAAUAGCAUAGUUACGGAAAAUACUACAAAACGUAAAUUGAAUUUAGAAGAGUAUAAGAAACGUAGACAAGGUGUGCUUCGAUCACGUAGCAAUUCCUCGGCCACUUCCCCAAAUGGCAGCGGUGCCAACUCGCCUGCUGUCGUCGAAGAUGAAAGCGUCCGUCUGUUAAAGCAUCAACAGAAGUUAAUGCAAAUGGCAGAGGAGGUGUUGAAGACGCCCCCUAAAAGUGCACUUUCACAACCUCCGCCCCCUCCCGCCGUGCCAGAUCCUGUCCCCGAACCAGAACCGGACGUACCCAUGCCGCCUCCCCUUCGUGUUCCCCCUAAAAAUAUCGAAGUUAAAACGGUAGUCAGUAUGGGAGUUAAUACGGAUAUCAGCAUUACUGAUGAGUUAUUGGAUAUCAAACCGAUACUCCAGAAUGCCAACGCAAAAAUUAGCGAUAACUCCUUAAUAAAUUCGGUAAUAAAAAAUAUACAGAAGAAGAAGCUGGAAACAACGUCCAUGUUCACACCUAAAGCCACUACUGCCCCCGAAUCCAAAGAGCAAACGCACGGAGAAGAUAAGACUAUAGUUUACUUGGAUAAAAAUCGAACACCUGCCGAAACGAGAAGCGUCGAGGUGCAAACCGAACCUGAAGUUCAAGAUACAUCGAAACACAAAAGGAGACGAACCAGCAGUAGUGGCAGCGAUAGUUCUGAACAUAGACGCACAUAUAAAAGAAGUAGCUCAAAUGAAUCGCGAUCCUCGUAUCGGUCGGAUUCUAGUUCGUCCUCCAGAUCAAGAUCACGAUCGCCUCGAAGAAUAUUCACUAAGAAACACUACACAAACGAGCACGAACGAAUUAAAGAGGUAGAGGAAAGGCGAAUUGUUUAUGUGGGUGGCUUAUCGGCGUCUGCAUCCAAGGAAAAUUUAAGAAGGCGGUUCCAAGUAUUUGGACCGAUAACUAACGUCAGUAUCCACUUUAGAGAAUACGGCGAUAACUACGGUUUUGUUACAUACAUGUAUAAAACCGAUGCUUAUAAAGCGGUUGAGCAUGGUAACGAUGAUCCGUCAUUGCCAAAGUACGAUUUGAGUUUCGGUGGCCGACGAAUUUUCUGCAGAACUAAUUAUUCCGACUUAGAUAAUGUGCAGGAUGACAAAAUGUUUUCUUCUCAAGGCGAUGAUUCGUUCGACAGUCUAUUAAGAGAAGCUAAAGCCAAAUUGCGUAAAAGGAAGUCAUACUCGUGACCAGAAAAUUUCAUCUGUCUAGUUUUUCGUUUUUUUUAACAUUCUAGUUACAUUUUUUAUUUUUUUUUUAACUUGAAGCCAACUGAUUUAUUUAAUUAUGGAACUAGUUGUGAUAUCAUGAUUGAAGCUACGCAGGUUGCCAGACACUACCUUGUUUUUUGUUCUAACUAUUAUGUGCUGUAUUCAAUUUUACUUUAAUAAAUUGACAGUUACAUGUUA